AUGAGGGCAUCCGCUUGCAUCGCUGUGGCUACUUUUCUGAACCUGGGUUGCGCCGCGCCAGCAGCCGAUAACCAAACCGCAAAAGGCGCUGAAAUCCAUCCCCGAUACAGUCAUCGAUCCUCGAAUCCCGACCGGUACAAGGCUGGAUACUUGAGCACCGUGAAUGAAAAGACGUCGGUCAAGGAUGCCCAGCUAGAAGUGGUAUGCGAAAGCCGCGAGUACGACCCGCUCGAAUACAAGGACGGCGUGAAAAUGCUCAACAAUUUCUGCGAGAGAAACUGGGCCUACAGGGAGGUAAACUACGCGGCGGUCGUGGGUGACACGACGGUGUAUGUAUGCGCCGGAGAGGACACGCCGGAAUAUUGCGAUGUCAACGAGUGGAAAUACGCCGAGCGGUUGCUCGACCAGCGCUGCGGGACUGGGCGCGUGGGUACCGUGCAGAUCCGUGGCAAGAUCUACGGGAGGGGAGUCCACGGCAGCUAUAAAUGCUGA
Metarhizium album ARSEF 1941 is the source of this 492-nucleotide messenger RNA. RefSeq lists its product as uncharacterized. The record is from RefSeq and is a predicted model, not a curated record. Lineage: Eukaryota; Fungi; Ascomycota; Sordariomycetes; Hypocreales; Clavicipitaceae. Bases 1 to 492 code for a protein of 163 amino acids. The transcript has a single exon.